This is a messenger RNA of Pistacia vera, 2365 nucleotides long. Its product is annotated as pentatricopeptide repeat-containing protein At4g26680, mitochondrial. Bases 244 to 1878 code for a protein of 544 amino acids. Gene Ontology annotation, molecular function: protein binding. Lineage: Eukaryota; Viridiplantae; Streptophyta; Magnoliopsida; Sapindales; Anacardiaceae. The transcript is spliced from 2 exons. The record is from RefSeq and is a predicted model, not a curated record.
UCCCUCCAAACUUCUUGACCCUUGGACCGACUUCCAAAGGCCGCUAAGCCAGGCCAAGCGGCACUCGACGGUGGAGAUAACAGAGCUGCCCCAAAAAUUGCUACGCCCAUGACUCAACCAUCUCUACAAAGGUUGGUGCUUUCAAAUUCCGUACCAACAUGUUACCUUCAUUAUAACACGCUUUCACUUGCCAUCUUGUUCAAAGGAGAAGAAUAAUAUUUCGCAUUUACAUGUUAAAUUCCGAUGGGCCAUCUUUUGACAGUUCGUCGAUUUUCAAGUAUGUUCAACACUCUAGAGAAAAAUUCCACUUCUAGAAACCCUUCAAUUUCUGGGAAUUUAGUGAAAAAGAACUGGAACCCGAUUUCAAUUCCUCACAGAACACUUCCUGAACCUAAAGGUCAAGACUUCGAUUUUGUGAACGUUGUCUAUAGUCACUUAAUUCACUCUGAAUGGGAAAAUCUCAAACCUUUGUCAACCCAUUUGACACCAUUUAGAGUCAAGCAUAUUUUAUUAAAGAUUCAAAAAGACCAUGUUCUUUCACUUGAGUUUUUCUCUUGGGUCCGAAACCAUAAACCCACUUCACAUACCCUAGAAACUCAUUCAAUUAUUCUUCAUAUAUUAACCAAAAACAGGAAAUUUAAGUCUGCGGAAUCAAUUUUGAGAGGUAUUCUUGGUUCGGGUUCAAUUGAUUUACAAUGUAAGUUGUUUGAAGCUAUGUUAUAUUCAUAUAGGAUGUGUGAUUCUUCUCCACGUGUUUUUGAUUCAUUGUUUAAGACAUAUGCUCAUAUGAAGAAGUUUAGAGAUGCUACUGACACUUUUUGUCAAAUGAAGGAUUAUGGUUUUUUGCCUACUAUUGAAUCUUGCAACAAGUAUCUGGGUUCAUUGCUUGAUCUUAAUAGGGUUGAUAUUGCUUUGGGAUUUUACAGAAAAAUGCAGCGGUUUAAGAUUUCACCGAAUAUUUAUACUCUAAAUAUUUUUAUGCGUGUUUUCUGUAAGCUGGGGAAGCUUGAAAAGGCAGCUGAGGUGUUUAAGGAAAUAGAGAAUAUGGGUUUUAGUCCCACAGUUUCGUCUUAUAAUACGUUGAUCACAGGGUAUUGUAAUAAGGGUUUUUUGAGCUUGGCUGUGAAGCAGAAAAACUCGAUGGGGAGGAAUGGUGUGCAACCAAACGUGAUUACUUUUAAUACGCUUAUCCACGGUUUUUGCAAGGAAGGGAAAUUACAUGAAGCUAAUCAGAUCUUUAGUGAGAUGAAAGCCAUGAAUGUCUCUCCCAAUACUGUGACUUAUAAUACUUUGAUAAAUGGUUAUAGUCAGGUGGGAAACAGUGAUAUGGGUAGCAGGCUUUAUGAAGAGAUGUUGAGGAAUGGAGUCAAGGUUGACAUACUGACUUAUAAUGCCUUGAUACUGGGUUUAUGCAAGGAGGGCAAGACAAAGAAAGCUGCGAAUUUGGUUAAAGUUCUUGAUAAAGAAAACUUGGUCCCAAAUGCCUCAACUUUUUCAGGUCUUAUCACUGGCCAGUGUGUGAGGAAGAACUCUGAGCGUGCCUUUCAGCUGUAUAAAAGCAUGAUCAGGAGUGGUUAUCAUCCGAGCAAAAAUACUUUAGAGAUGUUGAUAUCUACUUUUUGUAAGAAUGACGAUUUUGAUGGAGCAGUUGAAGUCUUGCAGGAUAUGCUUGAAAAACGUAUAACUCCAGAUUCAGUUGUUUUGUCUGAGCUUCAUAGUGGACUCAGCCAGUGUGGAAAAGAUGAUCUGGCAAUGAAGCUAUUAAACAAGAUGGAAACGGGACGCCUUUUGCCAGAAGGUUUUGAUAAAACCAGACAAUCAGCUGUGGACCAGACAACUGGGCAUCAAGAAUGUAGAAAACUCCUCAGGUCCCUUUAACUUUAGGAUUAUUUGAAGACAUUCUUGUAAAGCAAGUUUCAGUAACACAAAGUUUGUACUGCUAAUGGAAUGAAGAAGUUCGCGUGAAGAAAAUAAUCAGAGACGUCAAUGCCUUGAUCUGUGAAUUUUUGCCAGAUGCAGCCCUAGAAAUGAUGUCAUUUGUUAGUAAGAAGAUAUUUAUUCUAAGACUGAUGGAAACCCUGGAUGAGGAAAUGGAAUAAGUAAGGUUUCUCACGUCAACUUUUCUUAUUGAUUUAAAUGAUUAGACAGGCUUGGCACCUGGAAACUGUAAGACACAAAUCUUUGGCAUUUUUCUCCAACAAUUACUGAGAGAAUGUGUGUGCUUAGAUGAUUAAAUAUCAGCGGCAAGAUUAUUCGGUCUUUGUGUGAGUUAAAGAUCCCGCAUCUUUAAAUAAGAGUUUUUUUCAUCGAAUAUGAGCUUCACAAUCAGUGUAAUGUAAGAUCACAAUCACUAUUUGUUAAUGUU